This is a messenger RNA of Panthera uncia (snow leopard), 7530 nucleotides long. RefSeq names its product semaphorin 3D (gene SEMA3D). Gene Ontology annotation, molecular function: semaphorin receptor binding; chemorepellent activity. The transcript is spliced from 18 exons. NCBI's taxonomy places the organism in Eukaryota, Metazoa, Chordata, Mammalia, Carnivora, Felidae. The record is from RefSeq and is a predicted model, not a curated record. Gene Ontology annotation, biological process: axon guidance; negative chemotaxis; neural crest cell migration. Bases 441 to 2774 code for a protein of 777 amino acids.
CCCGGCGUUUUGAGCAUCCCCUUUUUAGAAAGACUGAGUCUCUCCCAGGACAGCUGCUGCGGUCACACCACAAACUUAAAAGCCGCCCUCCCGCUCGGAGCGUGCCUUUCCUCGCCACACUCGCCUCCCCAAAGCUCCAGCUGGUGCCUGGCUCCCCGCCUGUCCCGUCUCCGCGCUCGGGGCCAGCAGCGCCCCCUGCCUCCCGGCCGGGCGUCUGCGACCGCAGCCUCCACGCUCCGCCAGGGCCGCCGGGGCUCCGCGGCUCAGCCAGGGCUGCCUCUCAGAGGAGCUUGCGCCGGUGCCCCGGGUCGCCGCCGCGCACUCCCGCAGCCUGCAUCCCCGUCUUCGCUUCCUGAAAGGACGUCUGACCCAGAGAGAGGGAGAGAAGAGUUCGCAGCAGAUUGAAUUUUCACUGUGUGAAAGAGGACGUUGUUUUCAUCAUGAAUGCUACUAAAAAUGAGAGACCAAAGUCCAGAAGCCACAAUUUUCACCUUUUUCAUGCCUUGAUGAUGCUAAGCAUGACCAUGCUGUUUCUUCCUGUCAUUGGAACUGCUAAGCAAAAUAUUCCACGACUCAAGCUGACUUACAAAGACUUGCUGCUUUCAAAUAGCUGCAUUCCGUUUUUGGGUUCAUCAGAAGGACUAGAUUUCCAAACCAUUCUGUUGGAUGAGGAGAGGGGCAGGCUGCUUGUAGGAGCGAAGGACCACAUCUUCCUGCUCAGUCUGGUUGACUUAAACAAAAACUUUAAGAAGAUUUAUUGGCCCGCUGCGAAGGAACGAGUGGAAUUAUGUAAAUUAGCCGGGAAAGAUGCCAAUACAGAAUGUGCAAAUUUCAUCCGUGUACUUCAGCCCUACAACAAAACUCACAUUUAUGUGUGUGGAACUGGAGCAUUUCAUCCAAUAUGUGGUUAUAUUGAUCUUGGAGUCUACAAGGAGGAAGUUAUAUUCAAACUAGACACACAUAAUUUGGAGUCUGGCAGACUGAAAUGUCCUUUUGAUCCUCAGCAGCCUUUUGCUUCGGUAAUGACAGAUGAGUACCUCUACUCUGGAACAGCUUCUGAUUUCCUUGGCAAAGAUACCGCAUUCACGCGGUCCCUUGGGCCUACUCACGACCACCAUUACAUCAGAACUGACAUUUCAGAGCACUACUGGCUCAAUGGAGCAAAAUUUAUUGGAACUUUCCCUAUCCCAGACACCUAUAAUCCAGAUGAUGAUAAAAUAUAUUUCUUCUUUCGUGAAUCAUCGCAAGAAGGCACUACUUCUGAUAAAACCAUCCUUUCUCGAGUUGGAAGAGUUUGUAAGAAUGAUGUUGGCGGACAGCGCAGCCUGAUAAACAAAUGGACAACUUUUCUUAAAGCCAGAUUGAUUUGCUCAAUUCCUGGAAAUGAUGGGGCUGAUACUCAUUUUGAUGAGCUACAGGAUAUUUACUUACUCCCCACAAGAGAUGAAAGAAAUCCUGUAGUAUAUGGAGUCUUUACCACAACCAGCUCCAUCUUCAAAGGCUCUGCUGUUUGUGUGUACAGCAUGGCUGACAUCAGAGCAGUUUUUAAUGGUCCAUAUGCUCAUAAGGAAAGCGCAGACCAUCGUUGGGUGCAGUACGAUGGAAGAAUUCCUUAUCCCCGACCUGGCACUUGUCCAAGCAAAACCUAUGAUCCACUGAUUAAAUCCACCCGAGAUUUUCCGGAUGAUGUCAUCAGUUUCAUAAAGCGGCACCCUGUGAUGUUUAAAUCGGUGUACCCAGUUGCGGGAGGACCAACAUUCAAGCGAAUCAAUGUGGAUUACAGAUUGACCCAGAUCGUGGUGGAUCACGUUGUUGCGGAAGAUGGACAAUACGAUGUAAUGUUCCUUGGAACAGACAUUGGAACAGUCCUAAAAGUUGUCAGCAUUUCAAAGGAGAAGUGGAAUAUGGAAGAAGUAGUACUGGAAGAGUUGCAGAUAUUCAAGCACUCAUCAAUCAUCUUGAACAUGGAGUUGUCUCUGAAGCAGCAACAAUUGUACGUCGGUUCCCGGGAUGGAUUGGUUCAGCUCUCCUUGAACAGAUGCGACACUUAUGGGAAAGCUUGUGCGGACUGUUGCCUGGCCAGAGACCCCUACUGUGCCUGGGAUGGAAAUGCAUGCUCUCGAUAUGCGCCCACUUCAAAACGGCGAGCCAGACGCCAAGAUGUAAAGUAUGGAGACCCGAUCACCCAAUGCUGGGACAUAGAAGACAGCAUUAGUCACGAAACUGCUGAUGAAAAGGUGAUUUUUGGCAUUGAAUUUAAUUCAACCUUUCUGGAAUGUAUACCUAAAUCCCAACAAGCAUCUAUUAAGUGGUAUAUCCAGCGGUCAGGAGAUGAGCAUCGAGAGGAGUUGAAACCUGAUGAAAGGAUCAUCAAAACAGAAUACGGGCUACUGAUUCGAAGUUUGCAGAAGAAGGACUCUGGGAUGUAUUACUGCAAAGCCCAGGAGCACACUUUUAUCCACACCAUAGUGAAGCUGACUUUGAAUGUCAUUGAGAGUGAACAGAUGGAAAAUACCCAGAGGGCAGAGCACGAGGAGGGGCAGGUCAAGGAUCUGUUGGCCGAGUCACGGUUGAGAUACAAAGACUACAUCCAGAUCCUUAGCAGCCCAAACUUCAGCCUCGACCAGUACUGCGAACAGAUGUGGCACAGGGAGAAGCGGAGACAGCGAACCAAGGGCGGCCCCAAGUGGAAGCACAUGCAGGAGAUGAAGAAGAAACGAAAUCGAAGGCAUCACAGAGACCUGGAUGAGCUUCCGAGAGCCAUGGACACGUAGUUUUUUCUUUAAUUUAAAGAAAAGAAUGCUUUACCUGCAAAAAUAGCAUCUUCUGUUUUGUACACCCCAUAUACGAACUCUUGAGAGCUUUCCACGGAGUUGUGCUAAGGCAAAGGACCCAAGAACGAUAAUCUGAAUAAGACUAUAUGUGGUGAAUAUGGCAUAGCGAGGGCAAAUAAUUCACCUGAACCGGUUUUCCGAGAACUAAACAUGUACCUGCAAAGUAGUAAAAUUAGCCUCGAAAUAGGGGCUUCCCAUUUGUAAAUGUUUUAUGUCCUGAGUUUUUGAAUUUGUUAUGUCAUGUAAAUACCUGAGGUCAGCAAGCAUCAAAUUUUAUAUUGUCAUAAGGUGCUUUAUUUCCCUUGCAUGGACGUUAAGGAUGGAGUUGACCAUGCAGUUGUGCUAUAUAUAUGUUCUUAUGAACAGAUAUAUCAAUUCUGCUCUAGAACUGGCUACUACACGGUAGGAAUUGGAAGACACAAAUGCACACAGACCACACUAUCAACAGGAUCUUUCCCGGUUCACUCUUGGUUCACGGUUUAGGAGUUUGGAGAGGUGCAUUAUUUCAAACUACAGAGGUUACGUUCGUUGUACUGCAGUGUGAUUUACUGAAGGUAUAAAUGCUCCUCCCAGCAUUCCUUAUGACUUGUCAGGAGUAACAGGUUCGUGGAGAGAAGUUAGUGCUCGGUUAUGUGUUUUUAGAAUAUAUGCCGAGCUUUAGAGGGACGGAAUGCUUCAUAAAUAUUUUAAUAAGACAUGGGAAAACAUUUUAAUAAGGGAAACACCAUGAUGUAUACUGCAUCCUAAUGGGAAGGCAUACAGAUGGGAUUUGUUAAGAGACAGAAAGAAAGACAGCCAUAAAUUCUGGCUUUGGGGAAAACUCAUAUCCCCAUAAAAAGGAAGAACAAUCACAAAUAAAGUGGGCGAAAUGUAAUGUAGCUUUGGUCACCAGAGUAUAAGUAGCUGCCAAUUUGUAAUCCAUCUGUUAAAAAAAUUCUACAUUAUAACAAACUGCUAGCGAAAGUCUGAGGAAAAGUAAAUUUUCUAAAAGAUCAUGGGAAGAAUGAACACAGAUUUAUUUACAACCAAUGGGAUUUCAGUAGUACUUCCUCUCUUUUUUUCUAAAAUUUCAUUGUACUCUGUAAAUUAUUUCCAUUUACUGCCUUUAUUCUCUCCUGAAUAUUGGAUUAUUGGAUUUUAUUUGAGUGAAUAGGAAAAUAACAAUAUAUGCAUAUAGAGAGAGAUAGAAUUAGGUAGACUAGAGUGGUGGGGAGUGGGGAUAUAUAUUUGUUGAAUAACAGAACAAAUGCAAAAAUUUUGACAACGGAAAGGGUUAAAUUAACUCUUUGACAUCUUUUCUUCACACAAUCUUUUUGCAUUUCUGAGAUUAUAUGCUGUAAUUCAAGUAACAUUGCUUUCGUAAUUUAAUAAUAAAUAAGCCUAAUGCAUGUAAAGAAACCGAACUCGCAGCAUUAACCUAAACAUUUUUCAUAUUUUGUUAGCACUUUCGAAUGUUUCCAAUUCGACUUUCCCUCUCUGCAUACGUAUGGUAUGUUUCCUGCCUGUGGAAGCAGGACUCACCUUUCCUUCUUGGAACACAAAACCCUUAGCCUUCUUCUGUUUUGCCUCUUCACGCCCUUUUUAGUGUGAAAUGAAAAAUUAGUCACUUCCUCACAUGGAAGGCAGCCUUUCAGAAAACUGAAUAGCAGACAUUGCUCGUUUAUCAUGCAUGCUGCAUAUCUUGAAAGAAGAGCCUCUGAGAACCUGUGUGGUUAAAGGGCACCUUAUUAGAGUUCAGUGUCAUGUCUGUGACUGACUCGAUGUUCAGAACAUUCAAUCUUACGUUCAUUUUAUUUGUCUUGCUUACCUAUGUCAAAGUAGUCACAGUGCUGUGUGAGGUUAAGUACCUCUUUUGAAAUGAUACCGUAAAUAUUUGUAGGUGUUUCACUAUACAGAAAGCUUAAAUAAGUUUUUGUUUGUUUGUUUUUAAGGUGAACCAGACACAAACACUCUUUAAAAGUAAUGCAUAAGAAAGCUGUAGGGAGAUCAGGCUAAUUGAAUAUCGUAAUGAGAGUGUCUGUAACUUUGGAUUCGCUGGGUCUAAAUGUUGCAGGAACUCAUAGCAAGCUCAAAGCAAAUAAAUGGGAGCCUGUUUUAUUUUUAAGAUUUCCUGUAUAUCAGACAGUCAUGAUCAAAGCAGAGAUGGCUUUGGGAAAAUUACAUGAAGCUCAAAUGUUAGGAUUGACUUCUGUAAUAAAUUUGGUUUUCAUCAAAAUACGAAUGUUCAGGCCAUUUUUUAAUUGCUCCUUUUUAAUCUUAAUUAUUUAGAUAAAGUUUGGGCAACUUCUUUUACCCUACAGCUAAUAUUUGGGCUGCUUUAGAUCUAAAACAUUAACUUAUGGUAAUUGCUUAAAAUGUAUUUGAAAUAUUGAGUAAAUAUUGAGUGAAACAAAAAGUCAUAGAAUAAAAAAAUAUGGACAAAGAUUUAUGUGUAUUUGUAAAGAUAGAGGACAUCUAAGCUACAUUGAAUUUUUAACCUUUUAAUUGCCUGGAACACUUAAGACAGUGUGAAUGUAUUAAGUCUAGGGCUGAGACACAAUAUAUACUUCCUCACCACUGAAGGUUUUACCAAAAUUUCCUUGAAAUAAUGAAAACUAAAAUUAUAGUCAUAGUUUCAAAAAUGUUUGCUAAGAAAUCAGCUAUCUAUGGAGAGGUCUUAAAAUGUCUGCUUAUUCUUGGUUUCAUAUUUUUCUCCCCUGUUUUGAAUACAUAUGUCUUUAACUUGCAUAUUCUUGCCUGCACUUCAUUCCAUCUAUUUAUGCUGCUAAAUGGAAUUCUGCCUUUCUGCAUACAUUUACAUUCAAUUCAUUGGGAAUUUUGAGAGUUUGCUUAGAAAUGAAUAGUAAUUAAUUUAUGUAGAAGCUUUUUUUCCUCCAAAGAGCUCAAAGCACUACAUUCAUAUUACUGAAUAAACAUUUUGGAAAACCAACCAAAUUACUUAAGAGAUGGAAAAGUAGUCAGAGAAAUUCAGAAAUUUGCAAAAGCUACAACAGUAGAGGAAUCAUAAUCUAUACCAAAUCUCACCAAUGUUUGGCUAACUGAUGCUCAUUUUCAAUAUGCUACCUGCAAAAUUGUCUUACUCUUGAAUUCUGCCUUUGGUCAAUAUUUCAGUUCUUUUAUGCUAUUAAGUUUUGUUCCUGCUGAAUUGUAUAGACUCAAUUAAAAACUGAGUUUACAGUGGCCAGUGACUGUUUUUCAACAUUAUCAAAACUAAACUUUCAAAGUUUUAUGUUAACCACAUGUCCACAGAAUAUUAAGUUGAAUAAGAACAUUAAUUAGACACUGGUAUUUUAAACUUAAAUAUAAGCUAUAUUUCAUAUAUAUAAUGAAUACAAAUGAAAAUCAAAACUGAAAUGGCUUCUCUUUAGAAUGUUACAUUUGUCUCAGACAACAUGUUGGAAAAGUGAUUAGCCUUGUUGGGAAUGGAUAGUUUAGAAAAAAGUGAUAUUUGAAAUGUUUUUAUAGAAAGAUGUAUUUUUCUCAGUAAAUGACCACAACAUUUUAAUAAUUUAGCUUACAAGUGAGGUUAAAAAACAAGAUUUAAAAUUCCAAUAUUGACAGUGCAAAGAUAGGAAUAUGCACAUGAAUUAUACCUCUCAUUUAAAUAUUUUGUAGUAUAAAUUAUUUAUGGUAAGUUUGAGAUAGAGGAUUUUUUGGGAAAGGGCAAAAAUCUAUCAGCUAGUCAUGUAAUUUAAUUCUGGUAUUGUAAGUGGUUACCAAUCAAUUUUCAAUUACAGUUUUGCUAUUUUGAAAGAACUGUAGUCUUGUAAUCUAAAAUAAUUGAAAAUUGUCAAAUGUAUAUUUUGGUUGUAUUAUAUAAUAAAACACAAGCAUUAGUGUUCUAUGGUUAUAAACAGAAUGUUGGUUUGUGUGCAAGUUUUGUUUUCAAACCCUAAACAUGGUAACCGAAAUUUAUGCAGGGAAUUGCAUUAAGAAUAAGUGUCUCUCCCCAAUUAAUAUAAUUAUGUAGCUACCCUUUACUGUGAUCUAAAUUUAGACUUUGGCAGACUGACAUAAACAUUACUACCCGAAGUAACUACUUUUAAGACUUCCAGUGAUCACCUUAUACAUAAAAUUUGAAAAUACUCACCUAUAUGUUCAGCCCUAUGACUAUAAUUUAUUAAAGGAGUAAGCCGAGGUUUUUGGUUUUUGUCUUAUAAAGAAACAUCUUGAAUUUCUUUUAGAGAAUAUUCUAUUUCUGGUCAAUUUGGUACAUUUGUGAAGGAUAGUUUAUAUUUUCAAGCAGAUAAUAUAUAAUACCCCCCCAACCCAGUUGUGAAAUAACUUGUAGAGAUAUUGUACAGAAAAAUGUCAGGUUUUCUGUGUGCUCUGACAAUCUUCAAACAUGAGUGUUCACAGUAAUGUAUAAUCCUUGAAUGAAAAAAAAAUUACAUAUUGGCAUUCUUAGUAGAACGUUAGUAGGAUCAUGUCCAAGUCAUUAAUAUAAAUAGAAUAUAAUACAAGCUCAGUCACUGAGACAAUUCCAGUUGUAUUUGUUUGAAUAUAGAAAAGUGCUUGAGUGGGGCGCCCGGGUGGCUCUGUGGGCUGAGCAUCUGACUUCGGCUCAGGUCAUGACCUCACAGUUCGUGAGUUCGAGCCCUGCGUUGGGCUCUGUGCUGACAGCUCAGAGCCUGGAACCUGCUUCAGAUUCUGUUUCUCCCUCUCUCUCUGCCCCAUCUCCACUCAUGCUCUGUCU